UGACACAGCUCCACUUCAUCCCCGUGGAUUUGGGAUCCCCCAUAGUGCAUUGCUCCGUGGCGGACCCUUACGUCGUCAUCAUGACCGCAGAGGGAGUCGUCACCAUGUUUGCUCUCAAGACCGACUCCUACAUGGGGAAAACUCACAGGCUGUCGCUGCAGAAACCACAGAUCCCCACCCAAUCCCGCGUGGUCACGCUGUGUGCGUACCGAGACGUCAGUGGCAUGUUCACCACGGAAAAUAGAGCGAACUCCUCCGUCCAAAAAGAGGACGCCGUCACUGGGAAUCAGUCCGAGGAAGAGACCGUCAUCCAUGACCUCAGUAGCAACUUAGUGGAUGACGAGGAGGAGAUGCUGUACGGAGACUCAAACGCCAGCGCUGCGCAUGGAAGAGAUGAAAUGGGACGCAGCUACGGGAUUCACGGGAUUUAUGGAAGCGACGGGCAAGGAAAAUCAGAACCGAGCCACUGGUGCUUCAUCUGCAGGGAGAAUGGAGUGAUGGAGGUACGAGGAAUAUGA
Notothenia coriiceps (black rockcod) is the source of this 518-nucleotide messenger RNA. Its product is annotated as cleavage and polyadenylation specificity factor subunit 1-like. NCBI's taxonomy places the organism in Eukaryota, Metazoa, Chordata, Actinopteri, Perciformes, Nototheniidae. The transcript is spliced from 3 exons. The record is from RefSeq and is a predicted model, not a curated record. The annotation marks the transcript as partial.